UAAAAAAAACAACGAAAAUGGCGCGUACGAAGCAAACUGCUCGUAAAUCUACUGGCGGUAAAGCCCCUCGUAAACAAUUGGCAACAAAAGCAGCCAGGAAAAGCGCUCCCGCUACUGGAGGUGUAAAGAAGCCACAUCGUUACAGACCUGGAACCGUAGCUCUUCGCGAAAUUCGUCGUUACCAGAAGAGCACUGAACUUUUGAUCAGAAAGCUACCUUUCCAACGUUUGGUUAGAGAAAUUGCCCAGGAUUUCAAGACCGAUUUGCGAUUCCAAAGUAGUGCCGUGAUGGCCUUGCAAGAAGCUAGCGAGGCUUACUUGGUAGGACUUUUUGAGGAUACCAACUUGUGCGCAAUUCAUGCAAAACGCGUCACCAUUAUGCCGAAGGACAUUCAGCUUGCUAGACGUAUUCGUGGCGAAAGAGCUUAAUUCAUUUUAAUCAACCCAACUUCUCCUCAACAAGACCGGUUCUUUUCAGAACCAAUAGAUUAUUUUCUGAAAAGCAAC
Molecule: messenger RNA, 506 nt
Organism: Onthophagus taurus
Lineage: Eukaryota; Metazoa; Arthropoda; Insecta; Coleoptera; Scarabaeidae
Product: histone H3
Cellular component (GO): nucleosome
Molecular function (GO): DNA binding; structural constituent of chromatin; protein heterodimerization activity
Source: RefSeq, a predicted model, not a curated record